GCGGCAGAUGACAGAAGUUUGUUACGCUCGUAAAUAACGCAAACUGGUUUAUUAAUCCGGAAACAAGAUUAUAAUUGAGAUAAGAUGUCGAAGAAACAGAUCUUCUAUUCGGACAAGUACAAUGACGAUGAGUUCGAGUACAGGCAUGUUGUGCUUCCGAGGCAGCUGUCUAAACUGGUGCCCUCCUCCCAUCUGAUGACAGAAGACGAGUGGAGAGGACUGGGGGUGCAGCAGAGCCAGGGCUGGAUGCACUACAUGGUUCACAAACCGGAACCACACAUACUCCUUUUCAGAAGGCCUCUUCCUAAGGAAUGAAAGGGCGACGUCUUCAGGCUGUGUAGCUCCUUUGCUUUUUUUUUUUGUACUGGCAUUGAGUUACAUUUAUAUCUACAUAUGAUUUGUGUAGAAAACGUUGCGUUUUUCUUUCAGAAUCCCAACAUUGUUUUGCUUGUAAUGAGAGGCAAGCAGCUUGUGUUCACUGUGAAUGAAAACCUUGUAUAUGCUACAAUAUGAAGGGGAAUGUUUACUUGUCAGUUGUUCACUUUAAACAUUUUUUAAUGCCUUUCCUUGUUCUUCAAGAUUGAUUUCUUGACAGAGUGAUUGUAGGGCUUGUUCCUGUAAUUCUUUUGUUCGCACUAUAUGAAUCUAUUGUUACUGGAUGUUCGACAUGUUCCCAACAAGUACCUUGUUACUUAAAGAACAAAAUAAAAUGUUUUCUGUAA
Girardinichthys multiradiatus is the source of this 722-nucleotide messenger RNA. It is a transcript of the gene cks2, whose product is annotated as CDC28 protein kinase regulatory subunit 2. The transcript is spliced from 3 exons. Bases 85 to 315 code for a protein of 76 amino acids. The record is from RefSeq and is a predicted model, not a curated record. Gene Ontology annotation, cellular component: SCF ubiquitin ligase complex; cyclin-dependent protein kinase holoenzyme complex. Gene Ontology annotation, biological process: regulation of mitotic cell cycle. Lineage: Eukaryota; Metazoa; Chordata; Actinopteri; Cyprinodontiformes; Goodeidae. Gene Ontology annotation, molecular function: ubiquitin binding; protein kinase binding; cyclin-dependent protein serine/threonine kinase activator activity.